Molecule: messenger RNA, 1194 nt
Organism: Coniophora puteana RWD-64-598 SS2
Lineage: Eukaryota; Fungi; Basidiomycota; Agaricomycetes; Boletales; Coniophoraceae
Exons: 5
Coding region: 1-1194 (397 amino acids)
Biological process (GO): mitotic telomere tethering at nuclear periphery; meiotic attachment of telomere to nuclear envelope
Cellular component (GO): nuclear membrane complex Bqt3-Bqt4
Molecular function (GO): DNA binding
Source: RefSeq, a predicted model, not a curated record
AUGUCCCCUCGUCCCCCUCUCCCCCAGCGCCACGAAAAUCCUCAUCUUGGUAGCUUGGGCACGGGUGCUCUCCCCCCUGUAAAGUACCAGGUACUCGAUCGCGAUGGCCAUGAAGUCUUGGUCGGCCGCAUGAAGAUCCCAACGCCCUCCGGCCACGCCUUCAUCCUCCGCCGCUUCGACACCGGCGCCAUCAGCCUCACCACCAUGUUCCGCGCCGCCUACCCGACCGCGUCCGAGCUCGACGAGAAGAAGGAGACGAACUGGGUCAAGGAGACGUACAACCUCGCGGGGAACAACGGCUCUGCCAAAGAGCCCGCGAUCGUGCGCCUCGCCGGCACGUGGGUCUCGCCCGACGUCGCGCUGCACGCCGACAUCGCGGGCGUGUACAAGCUCGACACCGUCCUCCCCGAGGUCGCGAACGCCGUGCCCGACCCGUCCGGUAUAUACCGCAAGAGCACCAAGGCGAGCCCCGUCAAGGGCGGCGCGGCGGCGAGCCCGCUGCCCACGCCCGCACCGUCGCUCACGCUCCCGACGCCCAAACGCCGCAGAGAGUCGUCGCCCACGCCGGGCGGCGGCGGCUUUUCCUCGCCCGCGGUUGCUACGGAGCUGCAGGGCGGUGGUGGGCUCCCGCCACCACCGCGUCGCUCGGCGCGCACGAAGAGCCCCGCGCCUGUGCCGCUGCCCAUGCCCGUGCGCUCGCCCACCAAGGGCGCUGCGGCGCUCGUGACCCCGUCCAAGCCCGCGAAGACGACGACGGUGCGGAGCAGCGUGCGCCGCUCGGAGGUGUUUGCGUCGACGCCGGGCGGGUCGGACGAGACGGUCGUGGAGGAGGAGGAGGAGCAGACGGAGACGGUGGAGAUGGCGCGUCCGAGUAUGGCGGAGGACGUGUCGGAGCAGCGCGCGCUUAUUGAGCGGCUCAAGGCCGAGCGCGGGCGUGGUGCGGAGGCGGAGGCGGGUGAGGAUGCCGAUACGACUAUGAUGAAGCGGGCUAGAGAGGAGGAGGAGCUGGAGGGCGAUGAGGGCGGAGAGCUGAGGUUCAAUUUCAAGGAGCCCGAGACGGAGGAGAGGCAGAUCGCGACGAACAGGCGCGUGGGCAGGUUUAGCCUCGAGCCGCAGCAGAAAUCGUUCGCGUGGGGCGUCGCCGCGUUCGCAAUUGGCAUGGGCGCGAUGUCGUAUCUGCCCAACUUCCUGUGA